GUCAAAGACCAUCACGGCCACGAAACGCAGCAAGCUCGAACGCGCUAUAGAAGCAAUCGGUCACGUGCAUCCUCGUCUCAAAACAUCAAAGACCGCUCAAGAAGCCAAAGACGCAAGACGCCAGUGUUCGCGCCACGCACAAUGGGCGUCUCCAUCCUUCCCCCCAGCGCUCCGCUCCCGCCCCGCCGCGAUGCGCCCGCCGAAGACAGCGACGUCGACAUGUCCGACGACGAGCUCCCGACCUCCAGCAGCGCCUCGAUCGUCACACCCGGCGAGCACAUCACGAGCGACCCGCAAUGGAUGCGCGGGCACGGCACCUACAUCCCAGCCGGCAGCGGGACAAUCAUCUCCACCGUGGCGGGCAACCUGCACAAGACCAACAAGCUGCUCUCCGUGCAGCCGCUGCGCGCGCGGUACCAGCCCGAGAUUGGCGAUCUGGUGAUCGGGAGGAUAGUCAACGUGCAGACGAAGAAGUGGAGCGUGGACAUUGCCGCGCCGAUGCUGGCCAACCUGCCUUUGUCGAGUAUCAAUCUGCCGGGUGGUAUUCUGCGGAGAAGGACGGCGGUCGAUGAGCUCAACAUCCGGACGUUCUUCUCCGAGGGCGACCUGCUCGUCGCAGAGGUCCAGUCGCUGCACCAAGACAACACGGCUUCGCUACACACGCGCUCGCUAAAAUACGGAAAGCUGCGCAACGGGCUGUUCACGUCGCUCUCCGGCGCGGGCGGCGGCAUCUUGUCGCGCAAAGGAGGCGUGGUGCGCAGCCGGCGACAGGUCUUCACGCUGAACACGGCGGCGGGCGAGAUUGACGUCGUGCUCGGCGUCAACGGCUACGUCUUCAUCUCCAAACAUACUGCCGUCGCUGCCUCGACAAUGGAAACCGGCAUCAACAAGCUGGAUGAGCAGGUCACCGAGACGCUGUACUCGAGUCAGAACGACGAGAUCGAGGCGCCGGUCCUGAAGGAGAUCACGAGGGUCAGCACGCUCAUCAAGGGGCUCGUUGCGUGUGGUGCCAAGGUCGACGAGGAUACGAUCGUCAAGGUGUACGAGGGCGCUGUCGAACUGGAGGCUGAGGAGCAGAGUCUGGGAGGCGUCGAGAAGGGCGUUGGGGCCAAGGGCGUUGUGGAAGCGGUGCUGGCCCGGCUGGCGGUCGAGAACGCGGGAUGAACAACAAUUGGAGUGAAUCCAAUUUGUACAGGGACCAUGUCAAAAGGCAUCUGCCUAUACUUUGGCGUUCCCAUGCGCCGUGGCGUUGGCUUGAAAGCCCACCCACAGCCUUGCGAAGGGAGGCCUGGACAAGCCCUUUGGGCCGCGGGUACGCGCCGUGCCCAGCAGACGGAGGCGCACUAAAGUGGCGACAUGUCAUCGAGUGCAAGCUGGCAAAAGCUAGAGUCAGGACAACUGUGAAUCUCGCAUUCACGUUCAAUGCAAGAAGAAGCAAAAAUAAUGAU
This is a messenger RNA of Didymella exigua CBS 183.55, 1448 nucleotides long. RefSeq lists its product as uncharacterized. Gene Ontology annotation, biological process: exonucleolytic trimming to generate mature 3'-end of 5.8S rRNA from tricistronic rRNA transcript (SSU-rRNA, 5.8S rRNA, LSU-rRNA); CUT catabolic process; poly(A)-dependent snoRNA 3'-end processing. Gene Ontology annotation, cellular component: nuclear exosome (RNase complex); cytoplasmic exosome (RNase complex). Bases 142 to 1164 code for a protein of 340 amino acids. Gene Ontology annotation, molecular function: RNA binding. Lineage: Eukaryota; Fungi; Ascomycota; Dothideomycetes; Pleosporales; Didymellaceae. The transcript has a single exon. The record is from RefSeq and is a predicted model, not a curated record.